Molecule: messenger RNA, 1639 nt
Organism: Hylaeus volcanicus
Lineage: Eukaryota; Metazoa; Arthropoda; Insecta; Hymenoptera; Colletidae
Product: tropomyosin-2-like
Exons: 7
Coding region: 259-1113 (284 amino acids)
Biological process (GO): muscle contraction; actin filament organization
Cellular component (GO): actin filament
Molecular function (GO): actin filament binding
Source: RefSeq, a predicted model, not a curated record
AGUACGGUGAGGAGCGAUCGACCAGUGAAGAGCCGGGAUAAAAUCGGGACGACAGCCAACAAGGCGACAAGCAAUUAUAGAAUUGGAUUGGAUCGAGGAGUUCGAGGAGGCCCGCGACGCCGGUUUCGUUUUAUUUUAGCUUAGCUUUCGAAGGCAUCCGGUUGUGCAUUCUCAUAGCGGAUCAUCGCUACGAUCACUAAAUUCAAAAAGCCGACGAGGAUCAACCGAUAAAAGGGGAGAGAAACACCGAUCGUCAUCAUGGAGGCGAUUAAGAAGAAAAUUGCGGCGCUGAAGAUGGAGAUGGACGCCGCGAACGAGAAGGUGGAGGCGAACGAGACCAAGGCGAGAUCGGAGGACUUUCGAGCGGACAAGUUAUUCGACGAGGUGAGGGAUCUGCAGAAGAAGCUGGCCCAACUCGAGCGGGACUACGUGGUUGCCAAGGCCAAUUUGGAGCAGUCCACCGCCGAUCUGGAGCAAUGCGAGAAAUCUUACUCCAGGGCAGAGCAAGACCGGACCACGUUGACGAAGAGAGUGCAAGAAAUCGAAGCGUCGCUCACGAAGAAGGAAGAGCUGCGUCUUUCUGCUCAGCUGAAGCUUGGACGUGCGACAGAACUCAACGAUGAUGCGGGGAGAAUGUGCAAAGUGUUGGAGGACAGAAGUCGGCUGGACGAGGAGCGCAUGGAGAAGCUGAUGCAGGAGCUGAAGGACGCCAGACUGAUCGCUGAAGACGCGGACGCCAAGUCCGACGAAAUAUCCAAGAAGCUGCAAUUCGUUGAAGAGGAAUUGGAAGGGGCCGAGGAAAGAGUGAAAACCAGCGAGGCGAAAAUCAUCGAACGAGAGGACGAGCUGUUCAUCGUGCAGAAUAUUGUCAAGUCCUUAGAAGUGUCCGAGGAGAAGGCUAACCGACGAGUAGAGGACUUCAAGCUGCAACUGAAGGAACUGAAGAAGCAACUAAAGGCGGCCGACAAGCGUGCCAUUUUGGCCGAGAGAACGGUGAAGAAGAUGCUGAAGGAAGUGGACAUGAAGGAAGACGAGCUCAGAGAAGAAAAGGAGAAAUACAAGGCGGUCUGCGACGACAUGGACGCCACGUUCGCCGAAAUGACCGGAUAUUAAAGUCGCGGAAACGGACGGAGUUUCAUUUAUUUUAUUAUUCUGUGCUUCUUUCGCUUGUUCGCUACACUUAACACGGACGCCAUACUUCAGACUUUGUCCAUCUGCGUCCAGCCAAGCUGACUUUUGAUUCGAUAUAACGUAUCGUGACACGUUUCGUAGCGCUUCCUACGAACAUGCUUCCUAAAAAUAAUUUGCUAAAUAAUUGCUAAUCGCACGUAACGAGCGAACAAACGACGUACACCUGCUUGUUUCUUAAUACAGAGAACGAAAUGUAAGCUUUGCUAAGCCGCUUCGCUUCGCAUAACACCUCGCCAAGGCUUCAAGAUCGACGCUGUAGAUCGAAAGUGGUCUCGAGAAGCGACAGUCCUUGUUUUCGAUAGAAUUGACGAUAGAUCACCUAUUUUUCUUUCAGAGGUUCCGAAGAGGAGAUCGUGAUACAUGAAAGCAAGCACGAUACUGCGCCCCCUUUUUAUCGUUGUAUAUCAAAUCUGAAUUUUCAAUAAAUUGGUACUUAACAAACAAACAA